Messenger RNA from Triticum aestivum (bread wheat), 570 nucleotides. RefSeq lists its product as uncharacterized. The record is from RefSeq and is a predicted model, not a curated record. The coding region runs from base 92 to 499 and encodes 135 amino acids. NCBI's taxonomy places the organism in Eukaryota, Viridiplantae, Streptophyta, Magnoliopsida, Poales, Poaceae. The transcript is spliced from 3 exons.
UGCUCAUUCAUUUGUGGUACUGUUCAUCUUCCAGGCUGCUACAUAUAGCGGAUGAGGAGCCCAUUCUGCCAACAACUCCUUUGCUCGCAGCAUGAGAGCUCCAUCCGGCAUGGAUAGCGAAGAAGACACCUCUUUAGACCAUCAGCACAUGGCUGUUGAUCUCACUCCUGCCGGCAUGGAUACGCUCUCUAACAGAUCAAACAAAGGCAUCACCGAGCUAUCAGAUUGUUCUAAUCCUGGCUGUGGUGUUGUUGAUUCAAUCACAGCGAAUCCAGAGUUCUCAGAACUGCAUUCUGGAAGAUCGGCACCUAAGCGGAAAAGUAAACGGGAAGCGUUUGAAGGAAUGGACUACAGAAUUGCCCCUGCAGUAAAAAGUCCGUUCCAGAAGUGUGUGGAGCGCGCUGCUUUUAGGGGUGAUGCAGAUGUGUUCGUUCCAAGUGUUGGAACAAUCUUUGAUUCAAAGGAUGAAGCCUACGAUUUCUACAACAUGUUCUCUUGAGAGUGUGGUUUUGGUAUUCGCUAUGGAAAGAGUAGCACUAAUAACAAAAAUUACAGAACACUGCAGGACAU